GCCCCGCCCCACGAGGGCGCCCUUCGCCCGCCGCAGCGCUCGCGGGCCCCAGGCACGACCGCGACAGCCCGGCGAGGCGCGACCAUGGUGCAGGCCUGGUACAUGGACGACCUCCCCGACGACCCCCGGCGGCCCCACCGCCCGGAGCACGGCCUCUCGGUGGGCCUGGAGCAGCUGCGGCGGCUCGGCGUGCUCUACUGGAAGCUGGACGCUGACAAGUACGAAAAUGACCCGGAAUUAGAAAAGAUUCGAAGAGAGAGAAACUACUCGUGGAUGGACAUCAUAACCAUAACCAGAGACAAGCUCCCGAACUACGAAGAAAAGAUUAAGAUGUUUUAUGAGGAACAUUUGCACUUGGAUGAUGAGAUCCGCUACAUCCUGGACGGCAGUGGGUACUUCGACGUGAGAGAUGCAGAGGACAAGUGGAUCCGGAUUUCCAUGGAGAAAGGAGACAUGAUAACGCUGCCCGCAGGAAUGUACCACCGCUUCACGGUGGAUGAGAAGAACUACGUGAAGGCCAUGCGGCUGUUCGUGGGAGACCCCGUGUGGACGGCGUACAACCGGCCGGCGGACCAUUUCGAAGCCCGGGCACAGUACGUGAAAUUCCUGGCCCAGACGGCGUAGCGGCGCUCCCGGGGAACUAGCACGUGCCUUGUGAAGGUCCUAAACAGGAUAACUGAGCAGGAAAUCAGCUGUUUUCUCUUUGCUUUUGUAUGGUAGAUGUGAGGCUAGAUCGUCUUUCCUUUGCAAGAUUCUUUGAUCAGAAUUUUUUUUUUUAUGGAAGGAGCUAUAAAAAUGAUUUUUACAUGAAAGCAACCUGGAAAUGUCAGCAAGUCACCUUCAUUUUUUCUUAAUCAACACUAAUUCAGUAGCCCUGUUGGUAAAGCGUCCACCUGAGACACACUGGGCAUUUCAUCUCAACAUGCAGCUCCUCAGAUGCUCACUCCGGGUGCUGUCUCGGCCUUGCAGGGAGGUGCCACAGCCAAUAACACAGCUAACCAGCUAGAAGACACUUUGUUUCUCCCAAAAUGAUGCCUGGGGUGGGGCAGGGUGUGGAGGAGGAGCUCUCGCGUCAGGGGCACACUCUGAGUUGCUCAUGCCACUGUCUCGUUCAAAAUACAGGAACCACUGUGAUUUGUGCUCACGGCUUGGAGUUACCUUAUAUUCAAGUACAUGUGGCAUUUUGCCUGGUUUGUUAAAAUCACCCGUUUGGAAUCUUUGUAUGAUCAUAUAUGUCGGUAACCAGCUUGUGUGUUAUCUGUGUUAGUAUUGUUUGGGUGUGAGAUUUCUAUGUUAUUUUGAAAUCAAGCUUUUAAAUUUUAACAAGAGAAUUAGUACAUUGUGUUUCUACUUAACAAUCCUGAGAUACAAUUACACCUAGUUUGUUAUAAUCAUAGAAAAGCCCCAAAUUCCCCUUACAUUUUAUAAGGAUUUUUAUCACCUCCAUACUGGUCUUGGGGGUCUGUUUCCCACUACACAGAGGAAACUCAAGCCUUAGAUGUUUAAGCAAACUUUUGUCUCAAUUUUAGGAUUAAAAUGUACACAGGUAGCAUGAUAUUAACACAAAUAUCCCAGGGCUUGCUUCUGUCAAGUAUUAUUCUAUUUUAAUAAUUAAAAUAUGAGCUGAUCUACUGGU
Messenger RNA from Lemur catta (Ring-tailed lemur), 1636 nucleotides. It is a transcript of the gene ADI1, whose product is annotated as acireductone dioxygenase 1. Bases 85 to 624 code for a protein of 179 amino acids. The transcript has 4 exons. The record is from RefSeq and is a predicted model, not a curated record. Lineage: Eukaryota; Metazoa; Chordata; Mammalia; Primates; Lemuridae. Gene Ontology annotation, molecular function: acireductone dioxygenase [iron(II)-requiring] activity.